Messenger RNA from Achroia grisella, 980 nucleotides. RefSeq lists its product as uncharacterized. The transcript has a single exon. Bases 175 to 717 code for a protein of 180 amino acids. Lineage: Eukaryota; Metazoa; Arthropoda; Insecta; Lepidoptera; Pyralidae. The record is from RefSeq and is a predicted model, not a curated record.
UCAUAGAACAGAGUAGCACAUGUCAUAUGUAGACGUUGACAAUUAAUGACAGUGACUUAAGGAAACCGUUUGUCUCUUUGAAUUCAGUUUAAUGGUUUUAUUUUAUUUUUAUUUCAAAUUUGAAAUCUAUCUUAAGUUGAAAAUAUUGAAAUAGUUUACAAAGUAUAAAAAAAAAUGUCUACAAUUGAAGAAGAUACAGUUAUAGCCCCUUGGGUGGGUCCUACAUGCUGCAGAAACAGUUUAACAGUCAUCAUACUCUCAUCAAAUGUUGAAAUUAUUGGAAAGAUCGCAGUUGCCAUUGAAGAAGUUCACGCCAAAGGCAACUUUAGGUGGAAAUUGAUACUAUUACGUUCAUUUCACUUAGAAGAAAUCGUCAGGCAGACAGAUAUAACGGGUAAAAUUGCAAUAGAUUUCGUAGUUUUAGCCUUGGACACAAGUAGAAUCUCUUGUUUAGAAUGGACAAAAAAAGUUUUGAACCAAGUUCAUCCUGAUCUUCGAAGUCGACGAUUGAUACUUGUGAACGCUAGUGGAUUGCCGGUAAAUGGAAUGGCUGUGAGUGCUGGAGAUUUGAUUAGUUUUCACACAGAAUUGAAGUUGGAAUUGUUAACAUCAAAUGUUUACAAAUCUGAAGAAGCUAUGUUUUUAGCACGAAAAUUAUUGAAAUAUAUGGAAGUAUCACUGGGUAUCAAAACUGGAAUUCCUAAUUUAAAUGUGUGAAAUGUAUGUAAAUGGAUAACUGGAAUGUUAUAAUUCUUACAAUUUUGGAAGCAUCUGCAAUCUACAUACAAGUAUUGUAGUUUCUGGAAAUCUCAAAAAACUCUGUAUAUAAAGACGCUUUCACUGUCGGAGCAAUCUAACAAUGUGCACUUAAACUUAAAAUACAUAUAUGUCAUACUAUAUUAUACUGAAAAUGAAUAAAAGGAAUUAAUUUUGGAAUAAUUUCACUAUAUACUUUAUGGAACAGUAAAUAACAUGUGAUU